Messenger RNA from Portunus trituberculatus (swimming crab), 8077 nucleotides. It is a transcript of the gene rudimentary, whose product is annotated as CAD protein-like. Gene Ontology annotation, biological process: L-citrulline biosynthetic process; 'de novo' pyrimidine nucleobase biosynthetic process; L-glutamine metabolic process. The record is from RefSeq and is a predicted model, not a curated record. The transcript has 46 exons. Gene Ontology annotation, molecular function: metal ion binding; dihydroorotase activity; carbamoyl-phosphate synthase (glutamine-hydrolyzing) activity. Gene Ontology annotation, cellular component: cytoplasm; carbamoyl-phosphate synthase complex; cytosol. The coding region runs from base 323 to 7108 and encodes 2261 amino acids. Lineage: Eukaryota; Metazoa; Arthropoda; Malacostraca; Decapoda; Portunidae.
GUAUAGAAAUUACAGCAACUACAAGUGUGUGUGAAUCGGAGAAUACCACUUGUCAUGGUGAGAUAAGUGGAAAACGCUAAAUUAAACGCUGGUGUAAUGUAAAGCUGGCGUGGGGUAAAGCUCCGGUCCUAAGGCACACGGGGAGGUUAGUGUAUGCCCGGCUAUCACAGGGCGCACUACCUCUUCUCUUCUCUCUCCUCUAUCGUUCCCACGGUGACAAAUAGAGGCAGAGUAUUACAGCGGUCUAUCUCUUCUUAGUGCUUCAGUGUCACCGCAUCUAAACCAGCGGCAACGUUCAUAUAAGGCCAGAAAACAGCACAAGAUGACGGCGGGACAAAUGAAGAAGGCGCGGCUGGUGCUGGAGGAUGGCACCACCUUCUCAGGCGAGGUGUUUGGCGCUUCUCAGUCCACGGCGGGAGAAGUGGUGUUCCAGACGGGCAUGGUGGGGUACCCUGAGGCCCUGACAGACCCCUCGUACUGCGGCCAGCUGCUCGUGCUGACCUACCCUCUCAUGGGAAACUAUGGGGUGCCUGACACUUCCAUCCUUGACCAGUUCAGCCUGCCCAAGAACAUGGAGAGCAGGCGUGUGUGGGUGAGCGGCCUGGUGGUGGGGGAGGUGUGCCAGCAACCCUCCCACUGGGCCUCAGUCCGCACCCUGCACCAGUGGCUCCAGAGUGAGGGUGUGUGUGGCAUCCAUGGCGUUGAUACCAGAACACUGACCAAGAAGAUUCGGGAACACGGCUCACUGCUUGGGAAGAUUGUGGUGGAUGGAAGUGAUGACCCGGCUUUCUACGAUCCCAACAAGGUCAAUUUGGUCAACCAGGUGUCCAUCAAGGAGCCCCGAGUGUACAAUCCUGACGGGGAGGUGAAGGUGGUGGCUAUGGACUUUGGGCUCAAGUACAACCAGCUACGGUGUCUGCUGAAGCGACGUGUGUGUGUGACGGUGGUGCCAUGGGACCACCCCCUCGACCCCACACAGUACGAUGGCCUCUUCCUCAGCAAUGGUCCAGGUGACCCUCAGAUGUGCAUCACUGCCGUCGAACACAUCCGCACGGUGAUGGCAGCCAGCACCAUCAAGCCCAUCUUUGGCAUCUGUCUUGGCCACCAGCUGCUGUCUGUGGCCGCUGGCUGUACCACUUACAAGAUGAAGUAUGGUAACCGUGGCCACAACCAGCCCUGUAUGCACGAGGGGUCCCAACGCUGCUUCAUCACCUCCCAGAACCAUGGCUAUGCAGUUGAUACGGCUUCCAUCCCUGCAGAUUGGGCACUGCUCUUCACCAACAAGAAUGACAGCUCCAACGAGGGCAUUGUGCACCGCUCCCUGCCCUUCUUCAGUGUGCAGUUCCACCCUGAGCAUUGUGCCGGCCCUGAGGACUUGGAGAGCCUGUUUGAUGUGUUCCUGGAGGUGGUAAAGCAGACUAGCCAUGGGGUGAUGAAGGAGGCCUGGGAUCUGCCGGCCACUCUCACCUCGCACCUCAGCUAUAAGCCGUCGUCUGAGGUGCCUCAGGCCGAGACUGGGAAACUCCCCAAGAAGAUCCUCAUUCUGGGCUCAGGCGGCCUUUCCAUUGGUCAGGCGGGCGAGUUUGACUAUUCUGGAUCCCAGGCUAUCAAGGCCAUGAAGGAGGAGGGUGUGGAGUCAGUGCUGAUGAACCCAAACAUUGCCACAGUGCAGACCAGCAAGGGCCUGGCAGACAAGGUGUACUUCCUGCCCAUCACUCCCUCCUAUGUUGAGCAGGUCAUCAAAUCGGAACGUCCUGAUGGUGUCCUGCUCACUUUUGGGGGUCAGACGGCCCUUAACUGUGGCGUGGAGCUGGAGCGUGCUGGGGUAUGGUCUAAGUAUGGGGUCCGGGUGCUGGGGACUCCUGUGGCCUCCAUUGUGCAGAGUGAAGACCGUAAGAUGUUUGCUGAGGUGGUGGCGUCUGUCGGGGAGCGAGUGGCGCCUUCUGCUGCUGUGUAUUCUGUGGAGGAGGCACACGAGGCAGCUGAGAGGAUUGGCUAUCCGGUGCUGGCCAGGGCUGCCUAUGCACUGGGUGGUCUUGGUUCAGGUUUUGCCGACAACCCUCAGGAGCUGGCAAAGCUGGCCACCUCUGCCUUUGCUCACUCCCCGCAGCUUAUCAUUGACAAGUCCCUGAAGGGAUGGAAGGAAGUGGAGUAUGAAGUGGUGCGAGAUGCGUAUGACAACUGCAUUACGGUAUGCAACAUGGAGAACAUUGACCCUCUUGGCAUUCACACUGGGGAGAGCCUUGUGGUGGCCCCCUCACAGACCCUCACCAACAGGGAAUAUCAGGUCCUGCGUUCCACUGCCCUGUCAGUGGUGAGGCGGCUUGGUGUGGUGGGUGAGUGCAACAUACAGUAUGCUCUCAACCCAAACUCAGAGGAAUAUUACAUCAUUGAGGUGAACGCCAGGCUGUCCAGAUCCUCGGCUCUUGCGUCCAAGGCCACUGGGUAUCCACUAGCAUACGUGGCGGCCAAGCUAGCUCUAGGAAGGUCACUGCCAGACCUCACCAACUCAGUCACUGCCUCCACCACUGCCUGCUUUGAGCCUUCCCUUGACUAUUGUGUGGUGAAAGUGCCUCGCUGGGACCUCUCCAAAUUCAGUCGUGUGUCUACCAAGAUUGGCAGCUCCAUGAAGAGUGUUGGGGAGGUGAUGGGUAUUGGCCGGUCGUUUGAGGAGGCUCUGCAGAAGGCACUGAGGAUGGUGGAUGAGACACUGUCAGGCUUCGAUCCCUAUGUCAGUGAGGCAGAUGAAAAGGAGCUGACAGAACCGACAGACAAGCGCAUUCUGGUGUUGGCAGCUGCACUGAGGAAAGGCUGGGACAUUGACAAGCUGUACAGCCUCACCAGGAUUGACAAGUGGUUCCUGUACAAGAUGAAGAACAUCACCAACAUGUAUGAGCAUCUUGAGAGCCUGGCUGAGGAGGAGGAGCUGUCUGAAGAUAUGCUGCGGAAGGCAAAGAAACUUGGCUUCUCGGACAAGCAGAUUGGAGGAGCAGCUGAGGGCACAGAGCAAGCUGUGCGCGACCUCAGGGAGAAGCAUGGAAUCUUGCCGUUUGUGAAGCAGGUGGACACGGUGUCAGCUGAAUGGCCGGCUGCUACUAACUAUCUCUACCUGACCUACUGCGGCUCCUCCCAUGACCUCACCUUCCCACCCGGGGCCACCAUGGUGUUGGGGUCGGGAGUGUAUCGCAUUGGGUCAUCGGUGGAGUUUGACUGGUGUGCGGUGCAGUGCAUUCGAACUCUCCGCAAGCUGGGCCACCGCACCAUCAUGAUCAACUACAACCCUGAGACUGUCUCCACUGACUAUGACAUGUGUGACCGUCUCUACUUCGACGAGAUCUCCUUUGAGGUUGUAAUGGACAUCUACAACCUUGAGAACCCCCUUGGUGUGAUCCUGAGCAUGGGUGGCCAGCUGCCAAACAACAUAGCAAUGAACCUGCACCACCUGAAUGCCCAGAUCCUCGGCACCUCCCCCGAGUCCAUUGAUGGUGCCGAGAACAGAUUCAAGUUCUCGCGCAUGCUGGACAAAAUUGGAAUCUCCCAGCCACAGUGGAAGGAACUCACUAACUUGAAGUCGGCACAAGCAUUCUGCGAGGAGGUGGGCUUUCCCUGCCUGGUGCGUCCCUCGUAUGUCCUCUCCGGCGCAGCCAUGAAUGUGGCACACUCCCACCAAGACCUGGAGACUUACCUCAACCAGGCUGCUGCAGUGUCCAAGGAGCAUCCGGUGGUCAUCUCCAAGUUCAUUCUGGAGGCAAAGGAGAUAGACGUGGAUGCGGUAGCAAGUGAUGGAGCGCUGGUGUGCAUGGCAGUGAGUGAGCACGUGGAGAACGCCGGUGUGCACUCUGGUGAUGCCACACUGGUCACACCACCGCAGGACCUCAACUCAGAGACGCUAGCCAAGAUCACCUCCAUCGUGGCUGCCAUUGCCCGGGCCCUGGAGGUAAAUGGGCCCUUCAACAUGCAGCUCAUUGCCAAGGAUAACCAUCUGAAGGUGAUAGAGACAAACCUGAGGGUGUCGCGAUCCUUCCCCUUCGUGAGCAAGACGCUGGACUUUGACUUUGUUGCCUGUGCCACCCGGGUCAUUGUUGGGGAGGAGGUGCUGCCUUCUAAUGUCCUGAGGGGCUGUGGACGAGUGGGAGUCAAGGUGCCACAGUUCAGCUUCUCACGGCUGGCAGGAGCCGACGUGAUGCUUGGGGUGGAGAUGGCGUCUACCGGUGAGGUGGCUUGCUUUGGGGAGAACCGCUAUGAGGCGUAUCUCAAGUCCAUGAUCUCCACUGGCUUUGUUAUCCCUCAGAGGUCCAUCCUGCUCUCCAUUGGCAGCUACAAGCACAAGAAUGAGUUGCUGCCAGCAGUGAGGACUCUGGCACAGAUGGGUUACAAGCUCUACGCAUCGCUCGGCACUGCUGACUUCUACUCAACUCAUGGCAUUCAGGUGGAGCCAGUGGAGUGGGCGUAUGAGAACAUCGCAGAGACAGCCACCAAGGGCCAGCUCUCCUCUAUGGCAGAUUACUUAGCUAGAAAGGAAUUUGACUUGGUGAUCAACUUGCCUAUGAGAGGUGGUGGAGCUCGGCGUGUCUCCUCCUUCCUCACUCAGGGCUACAGGACUCGCAGGAUGGCUGUUGACUUCUCGGUCCCCCUGGUCACUGAUGUCAAGUGUGCCAAGCUGCUGGUGGAGGCUCUGAGAAUGAUAGGUGGAGCGCCAGACCUCAAGACGCAUGUGGAUUGUGUCACUUCCAGAAGAAUUGUGAAGCUACCCGGCCUGAUUGAUGUUCAUGUGCAUGUGAGGGAGCCAGGAGCGACACACAAGGAGGACUGGGCGUCAUGCACUGCAGCGGCUCUGGCGGGCGGCGUCACUCUGAUCUGUGCCAUGCCUAACACUCAGCCUCCCACCAUCGACCUUGAUGCACUCACACUCACUAAGGAGCUGGCAAAUCGUGGGUCUCGCUGUGACUUUGCUGUAUUCGUCGGUGCCUCAACCAACAACCAAGCCACCGUUGCAGAGUUGGCUCCUCGCGCUGCUGCUCUCAAGAUGUACCUCAACCAGACCUUCACCACUCUGCGCCUGCAUGACACCACCGUCUGGCUCAAGCACUUAGAGUCCUGGCCUGCCCACCUGCCUGUGUGUGUGCAUGCUGAGGGCCAGACUACGGCUGCGGCACUCAUGAUGGCACACCUGGCCGGCCGACCCAUCCAUGUGUGUCAUGUGGCUCUAAAGGAGGAGGUGCUGCUGAUUCGCUCUGCCAAGGAAAAGGGCAUGGCAGUAACGUGUGAGGUUUGUCCGCAUCAUCUGUUCCUCACCGCUGAAGACUUGGAUCACCUUGGGCUGAAGGGUGAGGUGCGGCCCAAGCUUGCCUCACCUGCGGACCAGCAGGCACUUUGGGACAACCUGGACAUUAUCGACUGCUUUGCCACGGACCAUGCACCCCACACCAUAGAGGAGAAGAAGUCCAUGCAGCCACCACCAGGCUUCCCAGGGCUGGAGACGAUGCUGCCGCUGCUGCUCACGGCCGUCACGCAGGGGAAGCUGUCCAUGGAGGACCUGAUCAACAAGCUGCACCACAACCCUCGCCGCAUCUUCCACCUUCCACGUCAGCCUCGCACAUACAUCGAGGUGGAUCUUGACGCCCAGUGGACCAUUCCCGAGGUACCACCGUUCAGCAAGGCACAGUGGACACCCUUCGCCGGCAAGAAGGUCAUAGGCAGGGUGCAGAGAGUGGUGCUGAGGGGAGAGGUGGCCUAUGUGGAUGGACAGGUGUUGGUGCCGCCCGGGUUUGGGGAGGAUGUGAGGGAGACCCAGCCCCUGUCCCCACUACCCACCCCAGUACAAGUGGCAGCCCCACCCACCUUCCCCACACAGCCUCAGUACACUGCUCCCACCAACAUCAACCUCCCACAGCCUGCCCAUGCAACAUAUGGGGGCACCAAAAUGUUGCUGAGCUCUGAGUUCCACACACCCACUGAGAUCAUCAUCCCCCAGUCAUCCGUGACAACCCCACAGCUGCUGUCCCCUGCCCGCAAGCCACCACAGCUGCUGCACCGCUCCCAGGAAAUCUAUGGAGAAGUGUUGCCAGAGGUGGGUUUGACAGAGCCUGUGGCGGAGUGGAAAGAGAGCACCACAUCCCGCUCCCGGCCCAGAGAUCACUCACCUCUCCCAGCUGCUGGCAUCCUCUCCACCACAACCACUCAUGGACUCCAGGGGCAACACUUCCUCAGUGUGGAGAACCUGAACAAGGACCAGCUGAACCACAUCUUUGACCUGGCUCAGACCUUCCGUGUGUGCAUCAACAAGGAGCGACCACUGGACCACGUGCUCAGGGGGAAGCUGAUGGCCCUCAUGUUCUACGAGGUGUCAACGCGCACCAACUGCUCCUUCCAGGCAGCCGUGCAGCGUCUUGGCGGCCGCACUGUCACGCUAGACUCCAACACGUCCUCCGUCAAGAAGGGAGAGAGUUUGGAGGACUCUGUCAUCAUGAUGUCAGGAUACUCUGAUGUGGUGGUCAUCCGUCAUCCAGAGCCAGGAGCUGUGGCUCGUGCAGCCGCUGUGAGUCGCCGGCCAGUGAUCAAUGCUGGGGAUGGGGUUGGUGAACACCCAACUCAGGCGCUGCUGGAUGCAUUUGCCAUCAGGGAGGAGAUUGGAACAGUGAAUGGACUGGUGAUCACUAUGGUGGGUGACCUGAAGCAUGGCCGCACCGUGCACUCCCUAGCUCGCCUCCUUACUCUCUACAAUGUACAGCUGCGUUAUGUGGCCCCACCCGGCCUGGGCAUGCCGGACCACAUCAUGCAGUAUGCCACAGCUCACGGGAUCCACCAGGAGGAGUUCAGCAGUUUGGAGGCCGCGCUGCCAGACACUGACGUCCUGUACAUGACUCGCAUCCAGAAGGAGAGAUUCGGCACCCUGGAGGACUAUGAGAGGGCCUGCGGUCACUUCAUUGUCACACCGCACCUCAUGACCCGAGCCAAACGGCGCAUGAUAGUGCUCCACCCGCUUCCUCGCAACCAGGAGAUUUCCCCAGAGUUUGACACGGACCCACGAGCCGCCUACUUCAGGCAGGCAGAGGGUGGCAUGUAUGUGAGAAUGGCCCUGCUAGCAAUGGUGCUUGGCAAGUGUUGAGGUCACAGCUGCUACCAGUGCUGCUGCUACUGCUCCUGCUGCUGUAGUCGUGAUGAGAUCAAUAUGGUAGUGCAACAUGUCUUUCAUAUUCAGGCCAUUAGUGUGGCAACUCAAGCAAAUGUUCUGUGUCCAGAAGUUAAGAACCUUUUCUUGUUUUAUGUUUAAAGUGGUGAGUUACUGAAGUGCCAUAAAUAUGAGGGUGCUGGUAGAUAGACUGUCAUGGUGUUGUCAUCAUUGCCUUGGGUACUUGCUUUGGGAAAUAGUGGGCUUGGUAUGACAGUAUAUAGACAAUAAAACAUACAUCACUGUUAAACUAUACUUACAGUUAUCAUGAAAGGGACUUUAGGUUGCAGUAUUUACAAACAAAGCACGAAAAAUCUCCAUAAGAAUCAGUCAUAGACAAGCCAAUGGCAAUAUGCGACCCUUGGGAACAGGUACACAGACAUGGAAUGGUAAUGCAACUCACUCUCAUUGUGCCAAAUAUAAUCACAUUCCUGAAUGCAAAACAGUCCAGCCAGUUUGUCUUUAGGUUAGAGGUUCCUUCACCAUUAACUUAAACAUUUCUACUAACAGUUUAUGCAUGGUAGUGCUGUACCUCAUCUCAAUGGUACAUAGGUUGUUUCACUUACAUUAGAGAAAUAUCAUUAGCAACAAGCCUCUCAUCAACCCAUACAUUAUGCUACACAGCUCCUGUUUGCCAGAACUAGAAUGUUAUUAUCCUGUCAUCAAGUCACACUUCAUCCAGUCAUGUUCUCUACAUAUUGCCAUUGUACUUAAGCCUGAUAAUCAAAAGCCACACCUGGCCUGCAGUGGGAGGGAGGGAGGGAGGGAGACUGACACAUGACACACGUGCCUUGCUACCAAUGCACUGCUGUGCAUGACAAAAGGUGAAGGAAAAAUAACCAUCUAAAAAUCCGACAUUUUUAGGUAACAUUGUAUCUGGAGUGCCAAAUGAAUCCUGUAAUUUGU